Impatiens glandulifera is the source of this 1113-nucleotide messenger RNA. RefSeq lists its product as uncharacterized. Bases 1 to 1113 code for a protein of 370 amino acids. The transcript has 3 exons. The record is from RefSeq and is a predicted model, not a curated record. Lineage: Eukaryota; Viridiplantae; Streptophyta; Magnoliopsida; Ericales; Balsaminaceae.
AUGGAAAGCGAUGAAAGUGAUAGUGAUUACGAUGUAGAGGACUCGGAUUUAACAAAUAAUAGUGACGGUGAAGAAGAUAAUAUUCAGACUAAUAACCCAACAAAUAUGGAUGGACAUAUUCCUAAUAUAAUGGAGGGUUCGUACUUGAAAGUGAAUAACAUAAGUAAUCAAAUAUUGGCAAUGUAUAGAUAUCAUGUUAGCUACAAGAAGGCUUGGUUGGCAAAACAAAAGACAAUAUCGGAGGUGUAUGGCGAUUGGACGACCUCUUAUUCUAAACUUCCUAAAUUUUUAAGUGCUUUGAUGCAUUUUAAUCCAGGCACGAGUGUUUUGAGUGAAGUUGUGGUCGAUGUUACAAAACUCCACACGUCGGUGUUUAAGCGUGUAUGGUGGGUAUUCAAACCGAUAGUUAAUGGGUGGAAACAUGCUCGGCCAGUUAUCAAUAUUGAUGGUACAUUCUUGAAAGGAAGGUAUAACGGGAAAUUAUUAAUUUCAAUGGGAUCUGAUUACAAUAACCAUCAAUAUCCACUUGCUUAUGCUAUAGUCAAUGAAGAAACAACUGCUAAUUGGUCAUGGUUUUUAUGUCGCCUUUACCGUCAUGCUGGAAUCAUUGAAGCAAUGAAGAAAGAACAAAAUGGCUUCAUUAAAGACAUAAGUAUACAUCGUUUUUGUCUCUACCAUGUCCGUAGUAAUUUUAGUUCAGCUUAUUUUGGAUCACAUUGGAAGAUGUUAUGCUGGGUGGCCAGAAAUAAUAGUCAAUUGAGAAAAUUCGAAGAUGCGUUGAGACAAAUCAAAGAGAGCUUAAUCCCGAUGCUGAAAAAUUGGUUACGAGAUAUUCCAUUAGAGAUGUGGACUAUGUCUCACGAUGGAGGAUAUCGUUACGGUCAAGCAACAAUAAAUAUGGUCAAAAGUUUCAAUGAUAUCUUAAGGUCUGCUCGUUUUCUUCUGAUCACGUCAAUGGUUGAAUAUUUAUAUUAUCGCUCUGUAAAACUUGUUGCAGAAAGGCGUACUCAAACUUUGAAUUAUCUUCAAAAUGGACAUACUUAUUUCAAUGUGUCAAGAAAAAUAUUUGAAAAUAUCGAAAGCAAGGCAUCAGCACACAGUUAUUCCAUAUAA